CGUGGAUAGUUCAUUGUCUGCCAAUCGAUGCAUCAACCGGAGGAGAAUGGUCGAGGCAUUUGACCCUGCGUGUGUUUGCGAGAGAGUGAGAAAGAGAGGGUUGACGGCAACCACAUGAGGCAUGGAAAGCAACUUCCAGAGGCGGGGGACCGCAGCCAUGACAGUCUUUCAGGUUUUAGCAGAAUUAUUGAAAAUAUAGGGAGACAGCUACAAAACAGUCUUUCUCAAGAUUUUAGACAGAGGUGAAAAAUACCCUUUGCCCGCAUCUCCUCUUCCCUUUAGUAGGGUCAUGAGGAAUCCUUCAAUUUGACAAAUGACCAAUGGGAAUCCUGGGUUUAGGAUGGACAUGAAAAUUUCAGCCAAUGAACACUGAGAUAAGCCAGAUUUCUGGGUCCCAAAAAGCGCAAUUGACCCUUUCCUUUGGCUAGCCACCAAAAAGCGCAUGGGCUACAUACUCUCGCAGCAUCCCACUGCCCACUGCCCACUGCCCACUGCAAGGGAAAAACCAAAAAUGUUGAGGUUGGUCUCACUAGAAAACUUACUACCUCCCAACACCAAUUAUUGAACCAUGGGCUCCUCAGAAUAAAUAGAUGCAAGGUACCCCAAUAUUCCUCUGUAAAGACACUUUGCAUUUUGAGCUUGUUUCUUUUGCUGAGUUAGUUCUUAACUUUAGCCGAAAGCCUGUUUGAUCCUUGUAUCAACUUCAUAAUCAUUUUCCUGUCUAUCUAAUGACCACUGACAAGAAAGCAGCGAAUGCCAUGGGAGGCAAGACGGCUAGAGCCUGCGAUGGUUGUUUGCGGAAGCGUGCACGUUGGUAUUGUGCAGCAGAUGACGCCUUUCUUUGCCAAGGCUGUGAUACAUCAGUCCACUCUGCUAAUCAGUUAGCCAGCAGACAUGAAAGGGCUAGGCUUGAAACUGCAUCAUUUUCUAAGUUCAGUGCUUCGGUUAUGAACAGAACUAAUCAAGAUGCUCCACCAGCAUGGCACCAAGGUUUCACUCGAAAGGCAAGAACACCAAGGCAAAACAAGUCCAUGUUGGGGCAACAAAAAAAUGAGGGAAAAGUUUUCAGUUUGAAUCCGCUUGAUCCUGUUGUUCCUGAGAUUGGGAUUGAAGACGGGUCAGUUGAUGAGAACGAAGAGCAGCGGCUUUGCAGAGUUCCGGUAUUGGAUCCUUUUGCUGCAGAGCUAUGUAAUAUGGUAACGAGUGAUGGCGAUGAAGUUGCUAUGGUAAAUGAAGAUGGGAAUUUCGUAAUUGAUGAUUAUGAACGUGAACGAACAUGCGAGUUGGAUGAUGGAUUACAUGGCUUUUUACCUUCAGAUAUGGAUCUUGCUGAUUUUGCUGCUGAUGUUGAGAGCUUACUAGGAGUUGGACUUGAUGAUGAUGCUUGUUGUGACACCAAAGGAAUUGACUUGCUACAUAGCAAGGGAGAAGACGAAAGUAAUGUUCUUCAUGAACGCAAAAUAGUGAAAGUUAAAGACGAAGGAGAACUGGAAGGUAUAACAGCUUGUUGCUUUGAUUCUGCUUUUGAUGUGACAAGAGAAUCCUUAAACUGGAGCUUUGAUUAUGAGUCACGGACGAUUGGUGAGGAGGAAGAGGAGAAGGUGUUGCCUGUGACAGAGACAACAACAAUGAAUGGUGAAAUUAAGGCGGAGAUGAAGAGGAACAUGCUGUUGCGGCUGAAUUAUGAGUCAGUCAUCACUGCUUGGGCCAGCCAAGGGUCUCCUUGGACAGCAGGAAGUCGACCAGAGUUCAACCCUGAUGACUUCAUGGGCUCAAAUCUUAAAGAGGGCCAUCACCUGAGCGGAGGCAUAGGGGGAAUAUACAGCCUGCAGGGAAGAGGGAACACCGAUGGAGAAAGAGAAGCAAGGGUAUCAAGGUACAGAGACAAGAGAAGAACGAGGCUGUUCUCGAAGAAGAUAAGGUAUGAAGUGAGGAAGCUGAAUGCGGAGAAAAGGCCCAGAAUGAAAGGCAGGUUCGUUAAGAGGAGUUCCUUUGUGGGGACUGCUUUUCCUUAUAUCAAUUAAUAACUGUUUAAAUUACUGCCAAAUCUUGCGGUUUGUUUCUUUGCAAGAAUUGGCAGGAGAGUUGCUUAGCCAACAGCCAGGGUGUACAUAUAAUUGGCUAAGCUUCCAAUUAGUAAAUGGAUUAGGGUAGUUGAUCACUGUUAGACCUUCUCUAACAGUACCAAAUAUCUUUCUAACGCUUGAAGCUUUGAUGUUAAUUAACCGAAAACUCUGUAAAAUAGUCAAGUUCCUGGUCUCUUUCCAUCUGUCUGCCUUGGACGAAUGAAGAAUUUUGUUUCAUUUCUCCAUAUAUACGAGUUCAGAUAUGUUAAACAGCUUUAUUCCU
Molecule: messenger RNA, 2349 nt
Organism: Theobroma umbraticum
Lineage: Eukaryota; Viridiplantae; Streptophyta; Magnoliopsida; Malvales; Malvaceae
Gene: BBX16
Product: B-box type zinc finger protein with CCT domain-containing protein
Biological process (GO): regulation of DNA-templated transcription
Cellular component (GO): nucleus
Molecular function (GO): protein binding; zinc ion binding
Source: RefSeq, a predicted model, not a curated record